CCGCUGGACCGUGACGCACCAACGGGUCAGGCGCGCUGGCAUCUGACGGUCACGGCUACGGACGGGCAGCACACGGCCUCCACUGACGUCGUCGUCAACCUCAAGGACGUCAACGACAACGUACCUGUCUUCCCGCAUGACGUCAUCGACGCACACGUCUUGGAGAACUCGCUGGCAGGAACGACCGUGGUCGUAAUGUCGGCUUACGACGCUGACGACCCACAUGAAAGUGACAACGCCCGUCUGUCCUACUCGCUGCUGAAGAACAUCAUUGAUGAGAGCUCCGGUCUGCCUAUGUUCACUGUUGACAGGCAAACGGGAGCUCUGAGUACUGCCGUCUGCUGUCUAGACAGGGAGCACACCAAGUCUUACGGGAUUGUGCUUGCUGCUACUGACGGAGGAGGUCUUCAAGGUACUUGCAGCGUUAACGUAAACAUCGACGACGUCAACGAUGUUCCUCCUUCCUUCGUGCAAUCUCACGUGGAAGUUUCGGUCCCUGAAUAUCGUCAACCAUCUUACGAUGAUUCUUCGUCCCAUGGAAUAUCGUCAUCCAACAGAGCAUCGUCCUCUCACGACGCUUCAUCAUCCAGCGUAAUUUUAUCGCCCAUCGAAGAUUCGUUGCCGAAUGGAGGUUCAUCUUCUAGCGCUAUGUUUUCUUCCAACGUAGAAUUUCCAGCGUCCAAUUCUCGCAGCAACUUCUCUGAAAAUUUCAUUACGACUCUCGUGGUGGUUGGUCCUGAUGAAAGCAAUGUGUUUGCAUACCGGGUGGUGCCGAGAAGCGGGCUCGGCUGGCAGUUGGUGGAAGUGAGAGCCGGCGCAGCUGGUGCAGACCUGUUCUCUAGAGUGCCGCUGGAUUUUGAGAACCCCCAGCACAGAGCAGGACUCAAUUUCAGAGUGCAGGUCACCGACCAGGUGCGUUGUUAUGUGGUGAGCGUUGAGGACGUGAACGACAACCCCCCUCUGCUGCUGGGGGGCUCUAGAGUGCAGCUCCCCCCCAUGGCAGGGCGCAGCGAUAAGGAAUUGCCAGGGUUGCCUGCAGGGUCAAGGGUUCCCUUCACCUUGACCCUGGACGACCCUGACGACUUGUCUCAGGGUCAUGGCCCGCCCUUUGAACUCGAACCUAACCUCACGGACGAUACCGGGUACAGGGUUAGCUUCAACCCUGGACUAGUGUCCGCUGGCGGUGGGGUUGUGGUGGCAGCAGAACUGCUGACGCUGAAGUCGCUUGUUUCGGCUGUGUCAGUGCCACUGACACUGUCAGACGCUGGUUCACCGCCCAUGCGACGUCAGAUAACUCUGACUCUGGUGCCUCAUUCAGCUGAGUCAGCUCACCGAGACGUCGGUGUCGUUAAGAUUGCCACUGUCGUGUCAGCUCAGGCAACCUCUAAUGCUCCCAUCGGGCGUCUCCCUCACUUGCCCUUUCUUGGCGCUGCAACGCAACGCCACGGAACCAACGCUGAAACGGAUGCUGUGUCUUAUAAAUUCUGGAAUAAAUUCAGGCUCAAUUCCGAUAAGCCUCACCCUAAGACUGAAAUUGUUUUUAGUAAUUCUAGCCGUGGAUUAAAUAAACCCAGCGCUAGAAUUACAUGGCUGGGAUCUAAUUCUGGAAUCCACCUGGAUAGCGACUCAGGAUUUUUACUGCUGGACCCUGCAGCUGGCCUGGGACGGCAUGAAGCGAAGCUGCUACUCUCGUCAACGUCGGGCGAUGAGCAAGAGCUCACCGUUUACGCUGACGUCAGCAACAUCGGAGUUGAUGAAGCGCUCAGAUCUACUCCAGUCGACCUCGCCAUCCUGCCUCGUGACCUCCUGACGAGUUCUGACGCUGAGGAACCAAACUCAGAUUCUUCUGAAUCUUUGCUGGACCGACUCCUGAAGCUGCUGAAUCAGCAGCUUGCUGAAUACUCUGCUGAAGCAGGGACAGACUGUCUGAAGUCCCACGGUAUGUCAGCCAUUCAGCCACACGUCAUGGCUGUGGCUGUAGAAACCAUACAGCUCAGCCAUGAUAGCCACACCAGAGUGUGGUUGCUUCAACGGUCACCGGAAAGCCAGCACGGAUUCUCUCUGGAGUCUCUAAUAUUCCAGCAUCAACACAAGAUCGAGGCCGCAGUCGGAGCGGCUGUGUUGGGCGCGGGCGUUGCGGCGCUGGGCGAGUGCGCGUCACGACGAGUUGCGUGCCGCUGUUGCUGCCGCGACAUCGCGACGCUGGGCCAGCGCUGGCACCUCGCAGAUGCCGGCGAUCGCAGCCACGCCGGGCCUUCCCUGCGCAUAGAAUCUUCCUGCAGAUGUCCAGCGCAGGACGGGGCCGAAGAGGAGCGCGGGCAGCUUGCUAGCCUGACUUCGGCGCGCGCCGUCACGGCCGCGCGACAGCCGCCCUGCAGCCGGCGCGCCUGCCGCAACGGCGGCAAGUGCCUGCCUCAUGCCGCGCCCGAGCCCAGAUGUAACUGUCCGGGCCAUACGGUGGGGCCGCACUGCAAACUUCUCACCCGGCUUUUCGGGCCAUUCGGUCUUGGUUCUCGAUCAGGAAACUCAUCUGUACCCUCAUCCAUGGUGUUGCCCUCCCUACCCACUUGUUCACAACUGCACAUCACCAUCUUCGUGCUGACUCAGCACAAAACUGGUAACAUUCUCAGCUCUCAGUCACGUGUCGAUAAAAAUUCUCGACUCUUCAGCCUGCUCCUCGAUGACGGAAAACCCAAGUUCGUCGUCAGGAGUAGCGGGCGAAAACCUCCGAAAAGUUUGACUCUGCAGAAAAGUAUCUCGGGCAAUGCUUGGCAUCGACUCGACAUUUUUUGGAUUAAUGAGGUGAAAAGAGUGUAG
This is a messenger RNA of Hyalella azteca, 2817 nucleotides long. RefSeq names its product neural-cadherin. Gene Ontology annotation, molecular function: cadherin binding; calcium ion binding. The annotation marks the transcript as partial. Gene Ontology annotation, biological process: homophilic cell-cell adhesion. The record is from RefSeq and is a predicted model, not a curated record. Gene Ontology annotation, cellular component: plasma membrane; catenin complex. Lineage: Eukaryota; Metazoa; Arthropoda; Malacostraca; Amphipoda; Hyalellidae. The transcript is spliced from 13 exons.